Molecule: messenger RNA, 2793 nt
Organism: Symbiodinium necroappetens
Lineage: Eukaryota; Dinophyceae; Suessiales; Symbiodiniaceae
Source: the annotation of a GenBank genome assembly
AUGGCGAUCAGCAACAAGAAGCUUCAGAAGAUCAUGACCCUACCCAUCAAUCAGAUCUUCAGGUAUCUGCAGAACCGGUCUCGCGUGCAGGUCUGGCUGCACGAGCAGUCGGAUUUGCGGAUCGAGGGCCGCAUCCUGGGCUUCGAUGAGUACAUGAACCUCGUCAUCGAUGAUGCGGAGGACUCGCAUGAGCCAGUCCCACUGCACAUGUUCCCGUCCGCCGCCUUGUGCUGCCGGAGAUGGCGGCUGGAGACGAACAUUGAUCGUCCACUUUUCGUGUGCUAUCGAGAUCCGUACAGUUAUGCGCUGAUUCACCAAACCAUCUCCAAUGCUUUCUGUAACACAGCUUUCAUGUACGGCCUGCGAGAAGAAUGGCAGGGAGGCAAGCCCCGUGGCAUUCGCUGUGCUCGUAAGCUGCGGGUGCACCGCAGGGAGGCACUCUGGGCAGACAAGGAUUACAAGAAGGCCAACCUGGGAACCAAGUACAAGUGCAACCCCUUCGGAGGAACGUCUCAUGCCAAGGGCAUCGUGGUGGAGAAGAUCGGCAUUGAGGCGAAGCAGCCGAACUCAGCCAUCCGAAAGUGCUGUCGAGUGCAACUGAUCAAGAAUGGCAAGAAGAUUGCGGCGUUCGUCCCCAGAAUGGAGUCUGGCAGUGCAGCACUUCCAGCCCGGCGAUGGGCUGCCCUUCUCUUGACUGCCUCCAUAGGCAUUGUGUCAGCAGCAGAUGACUUGGUGCAAACGGUGGACCUGUACCGUGCGAUGGCGAAGCCUCCGGACGGCAAGGAAACGAACCCAGUGUCCAACAACAAUUUGGCAGACGUCAUGGGUGUGUUGCGCUACGUUCAUCAAGAGGUUAUCGUGGAGCACGUUGCUGGUGAUCCAGAGCGACCUUCUAGGAAGUACGGCAUUGAUUCCUUCGGUCACUACCGGAUGAAAAUCCGGAAUCCGGAUUCCAUCCUCAAGGACCCGAGCAAGCUGGCCAUGCCUGGCUUCGGGCGCUACGGAGCAUUCGACUAUGGUGUUGCCACAUCUCUGGACCUGCUGGAGGGGGUCGUGGCCAAUGGUGAUUAUGUCGGAAUCUCCAAGGAGGAUUCUCCGCAGAUCAACUUUACCCAUCCAUGGUACUGGUUCUCUGUGGACGGUGAUUGCCCAAAUCUGCCUUGGCAGUGCGUAAAGCCUUUCGACGGAUGUACGGCCGAGGCGCCGCCGACGAAGCCUCAACCUUGCGAUCCGGAGGGCUGUGCGGGCAAACAGGACAAGGAUGCGCGCAACUGCAGCUCCAAUCCACACUUCACAGAUCCUUCGGACACCGACACGGCACGGAAGUGCUGCCUGCACUACAGUCAGUUUCCUGACAAGGUGAUCAUGGGCGGCUUGUGCAACUCCUCCGUCAAGGAACCAACGGGAGAAAUCGGCUGCGUCUAUACCUACCAGGCUAUGGGAGACAAGGACUUCGUGAACAUCGACGACCUGAACGGAAUCACGAGCAUGCCGUGCGGGCCGGAUGGCAAGAGGAAGUGCACCGGCUGGAAAGAUUGGCGACACAACUGCUACGACCCGAAGGGGACCUACAAGAAGCGGUUCCACUGCAACGACUGCAGCUCCACGAGCCCCAAAUGGGACGUUGAGAAAAAGCCCACGGCCUACUGCGUCGAGUACGACCUGCAUCCCUACUGCCAGCAAACACAGGAUCUCUGCAAGGAUCCGAGAUGCAUGCAGUUGAAGAAGGAGGACAAGGAGACGGGCCUUCCCUUCUGGAAGGGCAAGUGUGAGGUGCGGGACAACCAGCGUCGUGCUGAAGCAGUAGCGGAAUAUUUUCUCGGGGACGCCGUGAAGGAUUCCCACUGGCUGGUUGACAAGGAUGCCAUGGAUGCAAGCCCAGCCUGUGCAUCCAAAGACAGUUCCGUGCCCAACCAGUGCACUCCGAAUCCUGAUGGCGGUCCAUACUGCACGCGUCUGUUCGGUGGUGUUUGCUCCUCCUGCUACAUCCCAAACACCGACCCGCCAUAUCCGGAUCCGACCUCCCAGCCGAUGUGCCCCUGGGACGUGCUGAAGGAGAAGGGCAAUGGGGCUGCCAAGCCAGUGCAGACGAAGUGUGCAUCGGAAGAUCCGCUUUCUCUUUGCUGCCUCUAUGGCAUUGGGACCUGUGGAAACGUGACUGGCACCGACGGCUCUGAUGCCGAGUUAAGCGCGAAGGGCUUCCUCCUGGUCGCCAGGAUGCAAGACAACAAAGAGAUGGUGAAGUUUGCCCAGCGCUACGUGGAGUCCUUUAAGGGCGCCGUGGUGGACCAGACCGCCUUCAGCAGUGACGUUUACUCCACGUGGCACUACCAGCCGCCGAGCCUUCCAGAGCAGGCUUGGGACGACUUUGCGUCCACGGUGAAUCAAAGCUCUGGCGUCAGCUUCAAUCCGGUCAAACCCACGCCGAAGCCGUCCGGGGGAGGAGGCCUGACCUGGCUCUGGAUCGUCAUCGUAGUGGUUGUCCUGGCCCUGCUGGGCUUUGGCGCUUUCAAGUACCGUCAAAGCCAGCAGGCCCGGCAGCCGCUCCUGCCAUCCGGCCAAAAUCCCCAUGUGCAGAUGAGCUUGCUCAGCGUGGAAAAGGGAACAUCUGACUUUGCAAAGGAUGGUUGCCUCAACUUCAUCGAUGAGAACGAUGAGGUGCUCGUCUCCGGCUUCGGGCGACGUGGGCAUGCCGUCGGCGACAUUCCCGGUGUGCGAUUCAAGGUGGUCAAAGUUGCCGGCUGCGGUCUUGGAGCUUUGUACCGCAACAAGAAGGAGAAGCCUCGAUCCUGA